UGAAGAUCACAGCCAAGCAGCACAUGGUGGUGUUUUGAUUUCAGACAGCAAGAGACAAAUAAUGAAUUCAGCAUCCACACCUGAAAGUGGCUAUCUUGAUUUGCUGCACAGUGAUGUUGAUCCAUUCCAUCUAUACACUCUCUUUGAUCUUAAGUCGUCUGGAAAUGAGGAAAGUGACUUCCCUGCAGACCCUGAAGUUGAUGCCAGCAACUGUGAUCAGUUCAAUAAUAUGGAUUUCCUGUGUACAAUGGAAAAUGGUGAAAAUGGGGAUGAAUCAUAUCUCUGUUCCAAUACUGUAGAAGCUUAUGCUAGAAUAGCUGAAUUAGCAGAAUAUGUGCUCAAAGAUCAUCAGGAGAAGCAGGUGGAAGAUGCUUUCGCAGGAAAUCUUAUUCUGGAUGAAAUGGCUGCUGAAAACACUGAGAAAUUUACUGACACAAAGAUGCAGAACUGUCAGAAACGAACCUUCUUAGCCUCUGCAGAGAGUUGCUCUGGUGCUUCAGAACCCAAAUACAGAAAAACUGUGGAAGUCCCUGAAGUGUCUGCAGGAAAUGGCAGUUUCUUAGCUAUGCCUCUCAGUAGCCAUACAACUAGCUCCACCUCACUUACUAGCCACCACAUGUCCUUUUUCGCUCCUGCUACUAAAGCACUGGAAAGAAGUUUUGUAUUUCCUGGUAUGUAUGUACCUAUAAUUCCAGACUGUCUACUUGUUGGCAUGAAAGGGAACCAAGAGAAUACAAGUUUUGCAGGUCCUCCUCAGCAGAUACUGAACAUGGUUCUUGGAAAUGGCACAUCUGAUGUUAUAAUAUAUCCAGUGCUGACGUCCACGAAAACACUGAUAUCCCCAAGUUUUCCAGUUAGUUUAUAUGGUUUAGACCUGUUCAAAGAAGUCCGAGCUCCUGCUCCUGUAAUUUCUCUUGAAGUACCCUUCAAAAAACCGAAGCCAGUGGAAGCUUUCUGUACAUCACUUAUGGAUUACUUCCGAGAUGUGUGCAAAUCUGUGGCCAUGGAGCAUGAAGUAACUCUUAAUCAUCUGUUCAUUGAUGGAACACUUGUUCAAAGCCAAACUGAAACCAAGACUGGGAAGAAUAGUGUAAAAGCAAUGGAAAAGGAUCUGGUAACUUGUAGUUUGCAAGGGAAGGAAAGGGCAGUCCUUAAAAGAAGCCAACUAUUUCAAAUCCCAGGAGGUAAAGACUUAGACACUGAAGUGAUUGUGGUGCUGGGAAAAGCAGGAAUGGGCAAAAGCAUUCUUAUUCAGAAGAUCUGCCAGGACUGGUCCAAUGGAGAGUUUUCUCAAUUUAAAUUUGUAUUUUGGUUUGACUGCAAACAACUAAGCUUGCCUGAGAAGCUAUACAGCCUAAAGGAUCUCCUUCUUGGUUUUUUUGUAAAACCUCAAGAGGGAAGCAAAGAGAUCUUUGAGUAUAUAUUGCAAAAUCCUGAUAAAGUCCUUCUGGUUUUUGAUGGCUUUGAAGAGUUACAUGAUCAUGAGAUUUUUUCUCGUUGCUCAGGCAGCCAGCCUGAAAAAGACUUCUGCAGUAUAAAGGAGCUGCUUUCAGGACUCAUCCAAAAAAAGAUACUUCGUGGCUGUACUUUAUUACUUACAGCAAGACCGAAAGACAAGGUGUACCAAUGUGUGUCCAAAGUGGAUAAGACUAUUGAAAUAGUGGGGUUUUCCCCUCAGCAGAGAGAACUGUUCAUAACCAAAUACUUCCAAGGCUUGCCCUACAGCAGUAAAGCACUGAAAUUAAUCAAAGAAUCUGAGUACUUGUUCAGUCAUUGUUACAGCCCUGUUAUGUGUAGAUUUGUUUGUUUGCUCUGUGAGAAAGUACUUGAAAUGGGAAACCAAAGCCUUCCUUCAACUCUUACUACAGUCUUCCUGAAGUUUGUUCAGCAAAAGAUCAUACCUGUGCAAACAGAUGUUACAGCUGCGCAAAAUCAAGAGAGUCUAGCUGCACUAGCCCGUGUAGCCUGGGAUCUGGAAGAAAAGCACCAAAGUGUCAUGAAAACUGAUCUUCCUUCUAAGGAAGUUAAAGAGUUUGCUCUGAAAUAUGGAUUUUUCCUGCCAUUUACCUUUCCCCAGCGUUCUAAUAGUGAAGAAGAGGAAUUCGGGAGCACAUUCUCUGAUUUUGUCAUUCAGAAUUUCUUGGUUGCACUUCACAUUAUGUUAGCAGAAGACAUCAAAGAUGAAAGUAUAACAAAGUACCUUUCCUUUUCAUCCAAGAAGAAAAAAACUCAUAACUGUUUAGAUCUAGUGCCUCGAUUUUUGGCUGGGUUGUUGUUCCUCCAGGAUGACCCCAGCUUUUGCUCCUUCUCAAAAAAGGGUGUAAAACAUUCAACCAAGAAACAGAAAAUAUUCUUGAACUAUGCUAGAAGGCUGCAGAUCAACAGGCUCUGUCCAGAGAGUUUACUUGAGCUUUUACACUGUGUUUAUGAAACACAGAGCAAUUAUCUUUUGCAGCAUGUGGCCUUAAGGCUCAAGCCAGAGCUGUCUUUUUUGGGUGUAGUUCUUACCCCACCUGAUGUCCAUGUACUGCACUUUGUUUUGAAAAGCUCAAGAAAAGAGUUUUCCUUGGAUCUGCAAAACAGCAGCAUCGACAUGCAAGGGCUAAAAGACUUGGUUGGCCUAAAGAAUGUGGCAUCGUUCAGGGCCUCCCUCAGCGAUACAGUCAGGCUCUGGAACUCUUUAAAGCAGACAAAAGACUACGAAAUGCUGAGAGCAUCAACAGAGAAAUUUGUCCUUGAUCCCUUUAAGGCAAAGACAAUGAAGGACAUCAGUGACCUUUCAGAACUUGUAGAGAUGCAGGAGACAGUGAUCAACUGUGUGCAAGAUGCAUCUGGUUGCAGCAGCUAUGAAAUUCCUGCUAUCAAAAACCUCAGAAAACUAGAAUUUGCGCUAGGUCCAGUAUGUGGCCAUCAAGGAUUCCUAAAACUUGUGGAAAUCCUUGCAGCAUUUCCAUCACUUCAGCAUUUAGACCUUGAUGCACUCAGUGAAAAUGGCAUAGGAGAUGAGGGAGCAAAGAGUCUAUCAGAAGUCUUUCCAACCCUGACAUCACUGGAAACAUUAAACUUAUCACAGAACAAGAUAACAGAUGUGGGAGCAGAGAAACUAGCUACAGCUCUUCCUUCCUUGUCUUCAUUAAAGACACUAAGCUUAUACAAUAAUAGCAUUUGUGAUUUUGGAGCAGAAAAUCUUGCAAAAGUUCUCCCUGAGAUGGCAUCUUUAAGAGUGCUGGAUGUUCAGUAUAACAAAAUAACUGGUGUUGGAGCUCAGCAGCUGACUGACAGUUUACGAAAAUGUCCCCAUAUAAAGAACUUGGUGAUGUGGAAUCCCACCAUUCCUUAUGGCAUGCUUGAACACCUUCAGCAGCUGGAUUCUAGGAUCAGUGUGUAGAUUCAGAUGAUCCCAUAAAGGCAAUAUAAAGAAGAGGGGAAGGUGUCCUAUGUGUUUUCCUAUUUUAUUUAUGUUUAAUGAAUUGGUGUUUCAUUAGCAUGAGUGGCAAAAUGAACAAAAAAAUCAAUUUCAAUCCCAUUUAAGCUUCUGAGCAGUUCUCAAGGUGAAUGAAUGAUGGGGUUCACAUUUUUUAAAGGUAAUUUUAAAUGCUACUAAAGACCAACUUGUGUUUCUGCUAAUUAAUGAGCUGAGCAACAUCAAGUUUCUAAGGUAGAAAGAGCAACUGGAUAUUGUGGUGUAUCCUGGUCAUUGAAGGUGACCAGGAAUCACCAGGAUAUUGACAGUAGAAGAUUCUAUCAUCAAUUCAUCAAAGAGUAGACUGCAAGCUGCUGAACCUACAACAUCUGAAGUAGUGACAGACCAAAUCUAAUUGUUUCAUGGUGCCAGUGAUAACUGUGAUCAAAUUCAGUCUGAUGAUUGUGGACUUCCAGAGCUCAGUGUUAUUGAUGCCACCUGUCUGUCUGGACUGAUUUGAAGCAUUAGGGUCAGAAGCAUAAAUAAGAACGAUCAGUCUUGGAAAACAGAUAUUGUAAGAUUAUCCACAAAGAUCUAGAAGUGGCUCUUUUAUUGAUGCUAAUCACCACACCACUUAAGGGAUAGAAGAGUAUUUUCUGCCACUCUCUUGUUACAGAAUCUUGCAAAAGGAUUAUGGGGAAAAAAAAAAGCAACAAAGAGAAGAAUGGAAUUAAAACUACAUUUUUUAAAGGCUUUUUCUGAUAUCACAGAAAUCCAAUUGUGUAUAAAUAGUUUGUUUAUUGCACAAAAGUUUUCAAUGUAGCAAUCUUCAAAUUCUUCAAACUGUUACUCUGUUUCAAAUGAGAACUUUAAAUUCAUAUAUCUGGAUUGGGAUUUAGUUUCUCACUUGCAGGUGGCAGCACAAAGGCACAAGCAUCACUUCUAUACUUGACAAUGAAACCACUACAGUGUGUGUGUUCUGCGUGGCCUUCUUUUACAGUUAUGAAUGCCUGGGCAAUGACAGACAGUAACACAUUUCACAGUGUUACCAUGUGUCUGUGCUGCUGGUCUCAGUUAUACGUGGGCCAAAUACUGGUUUUGCUAAUUGCCAUUGCAAACCCCCUGUCUCUUUUCUGAUCUUUUGUUUGAGCUCUGUGGACAUGGAGAGUACAGAGACAAUUGUUAGGACUAGCACUCUGACUUCCUGUCCAGAGACAGUCUAGAGCGAAAAACCAAAAAGGUAAGGAAAAAGCUAGGAAUAUCUGAUAUGUCACAAAUUGGGAAGGGAGGUCUCUACUUCAUGGCUAGUUCAAGGUUAGUUCAACAACCUCCUUCAAGUCUUUUUUGCCAGAAAGCACUGACAAUACUGACCCAAGGAUCUAUGCAAACUAGAAUCUCUUAGCUAACCUCUCAAAUACUGUUACUUGAUUUGAAAAAAGACCCCAGUUCAAACACACAGUCUUUAUGUUCUUUCCAGCAAAUUAUACUCUUCUGCUAAAGUUUAAGUGCCUGCAAAAUCUUGACAAGCAGAGAUGAAGGGAUGACAAGUUAAAGAAAGAAGGAAAGAAAGAAGGUUUGAUUUGUUCUCUGUUAAACAACGGAGAGCAAGGAACCAGACAUAGUGCAUGAAAGAAAUAGCACAAGAGUUCAAGGUGGAAAAGUUCUAUGGAAAAUAUAACUAGAAAGGGGCAUUUCUCUUAACUCUCUGCAUAGUUCUUCUCUCUAGCCAAAUUCUAGCCACAGUCAUGGAAAAUAUCUUGCUUACACCCUCUUCUUUCUGCUACCUGAAUGGGAGGUAGUUUGAGGCCAGUCUUGAGUGAUAUUCGCAUCAGCCUGUGGCAUUGCAGCUGUGCAGAUCUAUGGUGAGCCCUUGUCUUUCUUAGCUUCCCUUAACUAAGCUUUGGAUGACAAACACCCCUUUAGGGAUAUAUUUUGUAGCUAUGCUUCAUUGUGACAGAAUCUGAGAAUGUGCUAAAUAUUACACAGACAGCUGCAUGUUACAGGACCCCAUCUGGAGUGAUAAAAUCAUGUUGGGCAUACUGCUGUUCUUCUUCUACGAGUUAGUGGGAUGUGUGCUUAUAAUGUACAGAUUGUAAAUUGUGUCAUACAGUGCUUUGGUUAUCUUUAUUAAUAUUUUUAAAGUAUUAAUAAAAUUGAGUAUUCCUUUUUACAGUA
This is a messenger RNA of Pogoniulus pusillus (Red-fronted tinkerbird), 5578 nucleotides long. It is a transcript of the gene CIITA, whose product is annotated as class II major histocompatibility complex transactivator. The transcript has 20 exons. The record is from RefSeq and is a predicted model, not a curated record. Lineage: Eukaryota; Metazoa; Chordata; Aves; Piciformes; Lybiidae. Gene Ontology annotation, molecular function: ATP binding; protein binding. Gene Ontology annotation, biological process: positive regulation of transcription by RNA polymerase II; positive regulation of MHC class I biosynthetic process; positive regulation of MHC class II biosynthetic process. The coding region runs from base 62 to 3388 and encodes 1108 amino acids.